AUGCCCACACGAUUACUUGAUCUUGGCACAGGCGAUUCGACAACUUGGCGCAUAAUUGAGACUCAGCAAGAACGAUUUCCUUACGUUGCGCUCUCGCACCGAUGGACUGAGAACACCCCGACGCUCUUGCAAAAGAACUACGACGCGUACUGCGACUCUCAGCCAGAUAGCAUCUUGCCACAGAACUAUAGGGACAUGCUUGAUAUAUGUCGCGCGAUGCCAAUCCGAUAUAUAUGGAUUGACUCCCUUUGCAUUAUACAGGAUGACAAUGGUGCCGAUUUCCGCCAUGAAGCUCCCAUCAUGCUCGAUGUCUAUCGCUAUGCUUUCCUGACUUUGAUGAUACUGUGGGAGUUCUCAGACUCUACUGUCUUUCGUCACUGCCGGCCAAGUACUAUAGCCCGACCUCGGCCGCAAUCCUACAAGCGCUCUGCAUUAACAGAGACGGGCCAAGAUUCCUUGUUCACUUAUCUUAAGAACCUUGUUUAUCCAGGAGCACCUGUGGCAAGCCAAGAUUCAGUGUCCAAUGCCAAGAAAUACGCAUUUGUGAGAAUAGAAAACACUGGAAGCUACAAUUUCGAUGUGAAUAAUGCGCCCAUCAACAAAAGGGCAUGGGUUCUGCAAGAGAGAUGCCUGUCACGACGUAUUCUCUGCCUCGGAAACGAGGAGCUGUACUGGGAGUGUGACGGCGACUCUUCGGGCCCGCUCAUCGCAAACGAGACCUCCCCUUCUGGUGUUCCGCACAUCUCACGCCGCGAAGGCCUUGGUAGUCUUACAUGCAGUGAUAACGGCGAGUAUUGGAACUUACUUGUUGAGCAGUAUACCGCUUGCCAUCUGACAUUCGAGGAAGAUAGGCUUGUUGCCUUUUCUGGGAUUGCGAGGGCUGUAGCGAAGUCGACUGGUGAUACUUAUCUUGCUGGCAUAUGGCUUGAGACAUGGAUGCAAGACCUCCUCUGGGUGCCGGACAGAGUAAGGGAACAACCGGCUCGAGUGAAGCCUACCACAAUGGACACGCAGAGCAUGAGACUGCCUUCAUGGUCCUGGCUAAGCUUUUCUGGAUCAAUUAUCCCUGGCCUAUUGGUAGGCAAUGGCGAGGGCCCGAGAAUUUCCCUGACAGAACCGAAUUCCUUCAAAUCGGACAGAUUUGACUGCCUGGCUCUACUUAGCCAAACGACCGUUACACCACCAGAUACUGACCCUUAUGUUUCCUUUCAUCAGGCCAUUCUCCAGGUCAGAUGUCUCCUCAUUCCCGUGGAACUGACCGGAAUUACGGCUAUGCACAUGUUACCACCAUCCUUCAGGAUGACUCAGAACAUUGAGUUCAAUUCAGCAGGCCUAGAUUGCCUGAACCUGAUACCAUGCGGAGAGAAAGAAGAUGACCAUGCUGUAUUUAUCUUGUCAUUCAGCAAACCAUUGAACGAACAUUCUCGCUACUUCUUUAUCCCGCUAUUCCUACGUAAGGAUAAGUAUCAAGAAGCUAUUAAGUUCGGCCCUGACGACAAAGAGGGCCAUGGAAUCAUUGUAGAAGAGACAGUUACAGACGACGAACGCCACUUUAUCAGAGUUGGGAGGUGGCAAGAAGAUAUGACCUUGCCUUCUCAACUUGGCCCCUUGAUCAGCAACACCAUCGUACAACAAAGAAUCGGUGAAAUGGUUGAUAACAGCGCCAAGGAUAUCACCGCGCUGGAACGGAGCUUUGACACAAACAUGCACGAAUAUGCUGUACGGCAUGCUUCCUCGAUGAUCAACUUUCCCAGAAAUUCUACAAGUCAACUGGAACAAGACGGAGUGAAUGAUAAAGAGCAGAAUGGCACUGGCGCAAGUGAAGACGGGCAGUUCGAUGAGAACUUCGAAGGGAAGGUUCAAGAGGAGAAAGAACAGAUAAUGGUCGAUUCUGUUAAGUGUGCAGACUUACCUUACUUUUCGAAAGCCAAGUGGUCUUCUAUCUCUUUAGUAUAA
Messenger RNA from Fusarium subglutinans, 1956 nucleotides. RefSeq lists its product as uncharacterized. Lineage: Eukaryota; Fungi; Ascomycota; Sordariomycetes; Hypocreales; Nectriaceae. Bases 1 to 1956 code for a protein of 651 amino acids. The record is from RefSeq and is a predicted model, not a curated record. The transcript has a single exon.